Molecule: messenger RNA, 363 nt
Organism: Cooperia oncophora
Lineage: Eukaryota; Metazoa; Nematoda; Chromadorea; Rhabditida; Trichostrongylidae
Source: the annotation of a GenBank genome assembly
AUGGCGAAUGCCCUAGAGACCACCUCUACCGAACACCGGAUUUGCAAAAAGUACUGCGAGUAUGGAUACGGAAAGCGCUACAGUAAAGACAAAAUCUACGCAACUUCGGCAUAUGCUGUCCCGAGUGAUGAAGAGGCUAUCCGAGCAGAAAUCUACAAUAAGGGACCAGUCCAAGCGUCGUUCACAGUCUUCGAGGACUUUGUGCACUACAAGAAUGGAGUCUACGUGAACACAGGCGGCAAAAAGCAGGGCGGACACGCUGUGAAAAUCAUUGGUUGGGGAGUCGAAAAUGGCACGAAAUAUUGGACGAUUGCCAACUCGUGGAAUACCGACUGGGGAGAGGAAUUGGUUAUUUCCGCAUGA